ACCAAGCAUGAUUAUCUCUCCGCUAAUCCCCGGAACCUUUCCGUCGCGUGAGGGGAAAUCAGCGAUGACCUCCUUAGCCGGCGAAGAGUCGCCCACCGCCGGGUCGGCCCGGCCCUUCGACGGCGACGGCUACGUCGGGUACGACCCUCGCCUUCCUUCGCAGCGGUUCGGCUACGAAGCCGACCCGCCGCCGGAGUUCAAUGCCCCGUCGUACGGGUCGGCCGAGGAUGUGUUCGGGUCUCAGGCGGCCGCGGCGGAUUCUCCUCCUCCGGCUCCGAUGUACGCCGGGAGCGGCGGGUUCUCUCCGGAGCGGGGCGGCGAGGGUUUCCAGGGGGGUUUUGGUGAGCCGGACGGGCCGAUCCUGCCGCCUCCGGCGAACAUGCAGCCGGAGGAAGGGUUUGCUCUGAGAGAGUGGAGGAGGCAAAAUGCGAUCAGGUUGGAGGAGAAGGAGAAGAGGGAGAAAGAGUUGCUGGUGCAGAUCAUCGAGGAGGCGGAGCAAUACAAGAUAGAAUUCUACCAGAAGAGCAGCAUAUCAGUGGAGAACAGCAAGUCUUCCAAUAGAGAAAGGGAGAAGUUAUUCGUGGCCAACCAGCAGAAGUUCCAUGCCGAAGCUGAGAAGGACUAUUGGAAGUCAAUUGCAGACCUCAUACCCCGUGAAGUUCCGACAAUUGAGAAAAGGGGUAAGAAGGAGAAGGAGAAGAAGCCCUCCAUCAUGGUUAUGCAGGGGCCAAAACCAGGGAAGCCCACAGAUCUCUCGAGGAUGCGUCAGCUACUUAUCAAGCUUAAGCACAGUACUCCUCCCCACAUGAAACCUAUCCCACCAGAAGCAACAGAAUCUAAAAAAGAUGCUAAAGCAGGUGCACUGGCUGCUGGUGCAGCCCCGACUGCUCAAGCUCCCUCUAAUGCUACUGCUGCAGCUGCUCGCAAGGUUUCAUCUACUGCUUGAGCGCUCUUGGUGCAGACGUGCAAUUUGUGGUUGCUAGUAUUGCAGUGUUAUAGAUCAAGGUCAGGGAUGUUAAGUUCAAGUGUAGUAAAUCAUAGAACGUCAGUUUAUGUGCAUGUCGUGUAGAUUCAGUCUUUUUCUGUUCAGAAUUUAGAAAAGAACUCUAGCCCUUGCACUUUUAGUAUCAGUUUUGUCAGGCUUAAUGUUCUGGUGUGUUUUUGUGUUUAUAUAGUCUCUGGCUUUAAGA
Rhodamnia argentea is the source of this 1190-nucleotide messenger RNA. Its product is annotated as clathrin light chain 2-like. Gene Ontology annotation, cellular component: plasma membrane; clathrin coat of trans-Golgi network vesicle; clathrin coat of coated pit. The coding region runs from base 8 to 946 and encodes 312 amino acids. The record is from RefSeq and is a predicted model, not a curated record. Lineage: Eukaryota; Viridiplantae; Streptophyta; Magnoliopsida; Myrtales; Myrtaceae. Gene Ontology annotation, biological process: intracellular protein transport; clathrin-dependent endocytosis; clathrin coat assembly. The transcript has 3 exons. Gene Ontology annotation, molecular function: structural molecule activity; clathrin heavy chain binding.